Aquila chrysaetos chrysaetos is the source of this 3002-nucleotide messenger RNA. RefSeq names its product ferredoxin-fold anticodon binding domain containing 1 (gene FDXACB1). The transcript is spliced from 5 exons. Gene Ontology annotation, biological process: rRNA base methylation; tRNA aminoacylation. The record is from RefSeq and is a predicted model, not a curated record. The coding region runs from base 106 to 2022 and encodes 638 amino acids. Gene Ontology annotation, cellular component: cytoplasm. Gene Ontology annotation, molecular function: tRNA binding; rRNA (uridine-N3-)-methyltransferase activity; aminoacyl-tRNA ligase activity. NCBI's taxonomy places the organism in Eukaryota, Metazoa, Chordata, Aves, Accipitriformes, Accipitridae.
CUCGCAGGGGCCGGGGCCGGGGCCGGGGCCGGGGGCGGCGCGGCCUGACGCCGCCAGCAGGCGGUGAGGGAGGGCGCCGGCGGCCCGCUGGCCGGCAGAAACGUCAUGAGGGAGCGCCGGCGGCCUCCGGCUCUGGCUGCGGAGAUGGAGCCGCCGCGCCGCGUCCUGCUGCUGGGGGAGGGUAACUUCUCCUUCGCGGCCUCCCUGUGCGGAGCCGCGGGCACCCACGUCGUGGCCACUUGUUACGAGAGCGAAGAGGAGGUGUCCGGGCGGGGGCGAGCGGCGGAGAGCAUCCGGCGGCUGCGGGAGAGGGGAGCUGAAGUUCUGUUUUCUGUGGACUGCACCAAGCUGAAGGACUAUUUUUUACCAGAAGAAAGAGGCUUUGAUUGUAUUUAUUUCAACUUCCCUCACUGUGGGAGAAAGGCUGGGGUAGUGAAGAAUAGAGAGCUUCUUGCCCAGUUUUUCCAUGGCUCUGCAGAAGUGCUGACAGAGGAGGGAGAGAUCCAUGUGGCUCUUUGCAAUGGACAGGGUGGGACACCUGCUGAUCAACCGAGGAGAGAAUGGCACAACAGCUGGCAAAUAGUGGCUGUGGCAGCAGGAGCUGGAUUUAUCUUGAGUAACGUUCAUCCUUUUAAAGCAGACACUAUCCAUGGAUAUAAGUGUACAGGCUACAGGAGUCAGGAUAAAUCUUUCUGUGUAGAGGGAGCUUUAAACCACAUUUUCACACGAAGCAUGCCACUUCCAUAUUUCAAACCCAUGAUCUGCGAGAUAGAACUGGAAAGCAGAAAAGUUUCUUUUCAAGUACCGCAAGUACUCGUGGACAAAAUUAAUAGGGGUUUCCUAGAACUAAAUUCAAAUCAUCCAGUACGUACACUACAGGACAAGCUCACUGCAGAGCUCAGCCAAGCCUUUCCGUUACAAAACACUGACUACUGCCUUUCUCUGCUCCACCAAGGUCACCUCAAUGGUGUUUGUCACUCAAACAUCUUUUGGAUCAUUCUGAGCCCAGAGGAGACUCCAAGCACUGAAGAAAUGUCUAAUGGACUGGCAAAUGCGGUUUUAUUUUCCCAUGUUGAUUUUUGCAGGGACACAGAUAAGAAUGGCUGGGUGAAUGUACAAGAGGGAUGCCACGUUUCAAAACAGUAUUAUCUUAGACCUUCCCUUCUACCUUAUGCUCAGGCAAUAAUACAAAGAGGAGUAUUUCUCCCGGGGACACUUCAUGUUCUUUCUGGCCCAGUUUUCAGGAAGUGUCUUGUCACUCCUUACUCCAUGCCUGUUUUUCAUGAGGUGGUUUUUGUAUGUGCAGUUAACAGGGGUACAGAGAACAGCUGUAUCCAGAUGUUGAUGAAUAACAUUAAAACCAGCAUACAUUCUUUUCACCAGACUGUUCCGGGCUUUAAAGUGAGUAUCAAUCUGCAGGAAGCAACAAGCUUUGAAACAACUGAGCUAAAUGACUUUGCUGCUUUUGAAUCUCAGCUUAGUAAAAUUCAGUACUUCAUCUGUAUGGAGACAGAUACUUCAGGCUCCUGUGAGAAGGGCUUCUGUGUGGGAAUCAUAAGGACAGCUCAUUACGAACUAGUAAGCAGUGAACUGGUUGUUGUCUUUGCUUCAUUGAAUCUGGACCUCCUAGCCAUGCUGAUCUGUGGAAUAUGUGACUGGCGAAUGCUCUGGACAUCAGACACACGGUUCCUCCGUCAAUUUCCUAGAGGAGAGUUAAGGCUUUUCAGGAGUUUUUCUCUCUAUCCACCUUCCUAUGUGCAUGAUGUCAGCUUUUGGGUUCCUGAUGGGCAACAAUUUGAUGAAGUUGCUUUUCACACAGUUGCUAGGCAGGUGUCAGGUGAAAUGGUCGUCUCCAUCCAGUUAAUCGAUAGUUUCCAGCAGUCCGAGACCGGACGGAGGAGCCUGUGCUACCGCCUGACCUUCCAGUCCUGUGACAAGGCACUGAGCCGCCAGGAGGUGGCAGGGAUGCAGCUGCUCUUUCGGAAGGAGAUAAACCAGCGCUUGCGGGUAGCUCUUCGGUAGAGCCUUCUCUGUUGUUUUCAGGGGCUUGAGCAGCGUCUGCGCUUGUUGCCGAUCCGGAAAAUGUGGCCUACAUCUUGUUGGACCUGUGUGUUAUUGCAGUGCCUCUUACAAAGGCGGUGUGGACUUCAAGUACCUGCACACAUUGUAAAUGUGGAAAUUCCUGUUAAUGCAGACCAAGCACCUUCCUGUUCUGCGUGUGUGUAAUGAAAGCUCAUCUUAACCAGUGGAGCCUUUCUUUGCUAGGGUCCUGUGAGACUGGGCUUGAUCUCCUUACUGAUGCCAAUUCGCUUUUCCUACUCUCACUUGUGUUUGCCCAGCCCCUUGUGGUGGUGGCAACUGUAUCGAGUACCCUGGAAGAGGGAGGAUCUUGCUAUUUCCGAAGGGUUGCGUACAGUUUGAGCACUGAAAGCACUCUGCGCAGAUGCUCGGUCCCUGUGGGAGGAUGGUGCGUGCUGGGUUGCCCCACGCAGCCCGUCUCAGAAGGGAGGCCCGUGCCAGGGGUGCACCCGGUGGGGCCCCAGCCGCGUGCACCAGCAGGCUGUUUUCUGAGUAGUACCGAUGGUAGUCACAAAUGGUGAUUCCGUUACUAGAUUCUAAAGGAUACUAACUGGUCCUAAAGGGUAGCUGUACCGCCAGGAGUGCGUUAAUCGCUACAGCAGAUGUAACUGCUGACAGAGAACUCCAGUAAGAGAGUGAGUUACUGGGAUCUGUAGGAUUACACUGGGGAAAGGCAGCAAGAAGCCUUUCUUUUAACAAACGUUGAAGACUCGCAAGACCUGAGGUCACUGCUGACACCAUAGCGACUCCCGGAUUGUGCUAGGUAAUUCAUGGCUGCCGCAGACACAAAGAAGCGCUUCCAGGUAGUUCUGUUAGGCUCUUCUACCAGUAAGUAAUUCUACUGCUGGAAAGUCUGCUCCCGAAUGCUAACAGCGGAGCCCCCCCGGCUCUUUGGGAACGAAAUAAAAACCUCCUCGUCGUAA